AUGCCUCGACCUCCAUCAGUAUUACCUACGGAUAUCAUUAAAGCUAUUGAAGACAAUAAAAUGUUUUUUCAAAGUGGUAUACCUGUUCCAAGUGAUUUAAGUUGGACGAAAAUAGCCAACACAUUAAAUAACCUUUUAACACCGAAGCAUUUAUAUACUAUUGUUAAAAAUAAUAGAUAUAAUGUACAACAAGUAUUAGCAAAAGAACAUACAGAGCUAACGAUUGAGAACAUUUCAUCUGAAGAGUCUGAAAUCGAAAGCAAUGAAUGUAAAGAAAUCAUGAAGUUUAAUAUAGUUUUGACUGUAGACGAAUGGAAAGAGAUUGGACCUAAAAUAACGAAAUACAACUGCCAGAAUAAAACAUUUUCAAAAACAAAUCAAAAAAGUUAUUUUGUACUUGAACCAUAUCAAUGGACCAAUGUUAUACAUAAACAUUUUCAUGCACAUUGUGGCAUUCCGUGUGCAAUAUCAUACAAAAGAGCUAAUGUGCAUCCUGGAGGAAAUAUGUAUCUAAAAAUUGUUGGUAGUUGUUCUUCUUGUAAUAGUAGGUUCACUGGAGAAAUGGAAAAUGAACCUGGUGAAAAUGCACUUAUUGUAAUUUCAUGUAAGUAUGAAGGAAUGUAUAAAGAGUGUAAAGGAACAAAUAAAAGAAGACUGAUAGGGAGAAAACGAGACGAGCUGAAAAAUAAGUUGUUAAAAGAAAAUAUGUCUGCUAGCUACAUACAAAGAAUAGAAGCAAAAGAAAUCAUGCAUUUUGGAGAAAAAGAGCCUAGUCAUAUACCAACAUUAAAUUCUCUUAGAAUAUUAAAAUAUAAAGCAUUACAAAAAGAGAAUCUUCAUAAAGAUCCAAUAAUUUCUAUUUCUAUUUUAAAGCAAACAAAUAAUUUAAACUCCACUAUACGUGAUAUAGGAUAUGACCGUUUUUACAUUCAUUAUUGGUCUGGUAAUGAGUUAGAUGUUUACAGGCAAUAUAUCAAACAAAAUGUCAAUUCAGUUAUUAGUAUUGAUGCAACCGGAGGAGUUGUACAGCGUCCUGUACUUAUUUCUGGUCGAAAAACGGCGAAUAUUUUUUUAUACGAAGUUGUUGUAAUGGAUCAUACUAUCAAAAGACAAUAUGGAGUAGCUCAUAUGUUAUCUGAGCGUCAUGAUACUAAUAGUAUAUCUCAUUGGUUACAAGAAUGGGUUAAAGAUGGUGCACCCUGUCCAAAAAUUGUAGUUAUGGAUCAACCUUUGGCAUUAAUGUCAGCGUCAGUGAAAUCAUUUACUCAAUAUAGUUCACUUAAUAUGUAUUUAGAUGUAUGUUCAUCUUGGAUUAUCGGUGAUAAUAAGUAUCCACUUCCGACGACUAUGAUCAGGAACGAUUUUAACCAUAUAAUGAAGUUAUUAAGCUCAUGGCCAGAAUUCAAGACAUCUUCAUAUAGAAUUAAAAAUUUCUAUCUACGAUCAAUUGCUCUCGUUAUUCAGUCAAAGGAUUUUUAA
Macrosiphum euphorbiae (potato aphid) is the source of this 1479-nucleotide messenger RNA. NCBI's taxonomy places the organism in Eukaryota, Metazoa, Arthropoda, Insecta, Hemiptera, Aphididae. The record is from the annotation of a GenBank genome assembly.